AGUGCGCAGAGUCGAGCGUCGAGUGCGUCGGGUCACAAAGCACCGAUGCUCCCGAUUGAACUCACUGCCCUGCCGCCCGUGCAUCUGCGCCAACGCACGUGAACGACUGGUGAUCGAUUGCCUGUGACAAAGUAUAACGACGCAGCAAGUGAAUGCGAGAGUGAGCCUCUGAGCGACGAUGGACUCACAGCAAUCACCCCCCAAUGCGGCCGCGCCACCACCGAGCGACAAUAGCACAUCGAACACACAACUACCACCAACAGAAUCUCAAUCAGCACCCUCAGACGAACCCUCCGCCCUCGACCAAUCCACCGACAACGACCUCGACACCGACAUCGCCGACAACCCUCCAGCACCCACGACAAUGAACGGGUUAUCCCACCCUCCCACCAACCAACCCCAACCACAACAGCAACAACAACAACAACAAUCUCAUCCCACUCCCUCAACCCAACCCACCAACCUCCCCGCCGUCCCAAUGGAACCCCGCAUCCCCGCCAAAAAAGACGCCUCCCUGCGCCAAUUCCUUUCGAAAAUGGACGACUACGCUCCCCUCAUCCCAGACGCGGUAACAGACUACUACCUCACCCUCUCCGGCCUGCCUCCACCCCCGCAAACCGACCGCCGGCUCGCCCGCCUCCUCGCCCUUGCAACCCAAAAAUUCAUCGCGGAUAUCGCCGCGGACGCGUACCAAUACAGUCGCAUCCGGUCGACGAACACGACGAGUAAUAACCCAUUGACGGGGUUGGGAGGGGCGGCGGGGUUUGGGACGAGUGCGGCUGCUGAGGCUGGUGGUGGUGGUGGAGGUGGAGGUGGGGAGGGAGGAAAGGGCGGCAAGAAGGAUGUGGCUGGUGGUGGUGGUGGUGGGAGGGGUGCGCCGUUGGGAGGUCCCAGGGCCGGGUAUGGUGGGGG
Baudoinia panamericana UAMH 10762 is the source of this 912-nucleotide messenger RNA. RefSeq lists its product as uncharacterized. The annotation marks the transcript as partial. The transcript has a single exon. NCBI's taxonomy places the organism in Eukaryota, Fungi, Ascomycota, Dothideomycetes, Mycosphaerellales, Teratosphaeriaceae. The record is from RefSeq and is a predicted model, not a curated record.